Molecule: messenger RNA, 2451 nt
Organism: Grosmannia clavigera kw1407
Lineage: Eukaryota; Fungi; Ascomycota; Sordariomycetes; Ophiostomatales; Ophiostomataceae
Exons: 1
Coding region: 1-2451 (816 amino acids)
Source: RefSeq, a predicted model, not a curated record
AUGGUGUCUGCCGGCCUCUGGCGACCCAGACGUGUCCUGAGCCCGAGCCGCACUCAGAACUCGGGUCGAGUUCGGGAAUCCAACUACUCGGGCAAAACCAGUCGCCCACACAUGUCGGCCCUGGUUCGGAGAAUCUGUUUCGUCCCCCACAUCGUGCUGACCCAGGAUCACGUCCGCGGCCUCAUUCGCUGUCUGUUCGGCGCCUUUGUACUCAUCGGCGUCGUCUUUCUGGUCGCCGACCGUCGUUCCGUAAAGGCGUUUGUCGACAAGACGGCCGAGAAUGCAAAGACGAAGCUACCCCUGUACACCUGGGCUAUCGGCGCGCAGACAUCCCCAAACCCGGCUGCACCCUGGCAGGACUGGAAAGAGCCGUCGUGGCUUCCCAGUGCCGCCAAUGGCACCGGCGUCUCCGAGGAGGCGGCCUAUCUCAACUACCUCGUCUAUCGGUACGGCCUGACGCCCGAUGUGCCCUGGUAUGCGCGCCACGUUCGCGCCGACUAUGUGGGAGGGCAGCCUGGCAACAGGCCCGGCGAGGAUGACCAUCUGCGACACCACGAUCGACGCGCACGCCCGACUCGCCCAUCCCUGACCAAAGUUAAGUCCAAGCUCACGCCAGGCGGAUUCACCACGGUGCACGCAGAGGCUCUCGUACCCGGUGUCGACCAUCCAGACCCGGACACGGAGACUGAGGACGGUGUCUGGCUGGCGACAGAUGCAGAGAGUGAGCCGCCCGUCGAGCCGGCUGUGCUGCGACUGCCCAUGGCCCGCAGUGCUCGGCCGGACCAGAUUGAUGCGUCGAUGCUGCUGUUUGGCAUCAGCACCACAUAUGCGCGACUGUCGCAUGCCGGAUUUGCGCUGGUGGCCGACUGGGCCCGAUGGCUGACAGAUGGCUGUGGCCAGUCCAACGGUGCCGGCUUGCUGCUGAGCCUCCACCGUGCGCAGCCGGACGAGGUAAAGGCGGUGGCACGCGUGCUGCAGGAACACGGUAUCGACGCGCGCAUCGUUAUCGAUCCAGGCAACUAUGACAGCGAGGCCACCAACAGCACUGCCGACAGCCACAGCGACAUGGAGGGCAACUCCCGUCCAGAUCCGCCGGCCGUACGCUAUUCCAAUCUUCUUCCGCUUCUGCGACAGUAUGACGACGCCUGGGUGUCCGAGCAGGAGGCUGGCAGUCCCGUCCAGCGGAGCUUCUAUGCCCUCGUUGACGACGACGUCUUCUUCCCGAGCAUGGACCGACUUCUUGGCCGGCUGAUGCUCUAUGCCGGUGCACAUCCGCACCCACACGGCGGCGACGAUAGCAGCAGCGACCUCUGGCUGGGCUUCCCCAGCACGCGGUCUGACUGGCAGACGGUCGACUUGGCCACAGAGGCUGCCAAGGCAGCAGCUGCCCGCUCGGCCCUGUUCUCGCCGCCGGUUCCGCCGCUACCGUCCCUCUCGCGGACCAUUGCGCCCACAUCGCUGAUGGUAGUGAGCUAUGGUGGUGGUGCCGUCUUCUUGUCGCCGUCGCUGGCCGUCCGCAUGGCCGAGCUGCCGUGUCUGCGCCGCACCACGGACGCCCUGCACGAGGCUGUGCUGCAUGCCGGCAUCGCCGUCGGCAAGACGGACGCGUACGACGGCGAGCCCUGGGACGAGCAUCUGUACCACUGCGCCACGUCAUCUCCGUCCACUUCGACGUUGGCUGAGGCGGCUGUGCAGCUGCGCAUCGUGCCCAGCUUUUACGCGCCCUUCGACGCGGCCGCCUAUGACCACAACGGCAACGAAACCGAUCCCGACAAUGGCGUCCGUCUGCUGCAGCAGUAUGCCGGUGGCCUGCAGCCGCUGACGCUGCACGGCUACCGCCGCCACGAUCACUUCAGCGCCGGCUUUGGCCAUCGCGUGGCUGACGUCUGUGGCGAGGACUGUUUUUUGCAGCGCUUUGCCUUUCGCGACGGCUGGGUCCUCGUCAACGGCCACAGCCUCGAGCACCACGACGGCCUUCGCGUCGAGCCCCUGCGCAAGGCGAGACUGUUGUCCCUGCCGUCGCCGCCGCCCACUGAAAAUGCCGGGCAUGGGUCUGACCUUGUCGACUCGCUUCGCGACUGGCUCAAGUCUGGUGGCAGAAUGGCCGUCCAUCGGACGGAUGGCCAUGCGCCCGAGGACGCGGCAGAUCGGCGCCGGCGUGAGUUUCAGCAGCAGCAGCACUUCUGGUCGAGCAAGAGGUUGAUCGUCGAGGACGCCGAGCGCCCCGACGACCUGAGUGUGGUGCGCAGCCGCAGCCGACAGCUGCCAGCGAUAUGGCGUCUGGUCGAUGCCUAUGUGGCUGCGGACGGGUCGCUGUGGCAGGCUUAUCUGAAGCGACGGACGGCCACAGCUGGCUCCGGCCAUGGAUUGGAUGCAACAGCCGUGCCCGAUAUGGCCGCGUCCGACCAAGAUUCGGUCGUUGUGCUGAUGUGGGAAAAUGCUGUACAGUAG